GGAACGCUUCAAAGUCACGGUGAACGACGCGGCCAGCACGUACACGCCUCUAAAGUCCAAACCGAAACGUGUCGAAGUGGAGGAACCGUGAGAGACACAGGUUUCGGUUGAAGCGAGAGAUGUCAUUCGGAAAUCAGACAUUCCUCGUGCGACACGUUGUCGACUCAUCGUCACAAGGAUACGCGGUCAAGAUGCGAUCGUGUUCAAUACUGAUUAAUCUCGUUUACAUUAUCACCGUAUCAUAUACGGUUUCGGGACAUCCCUUUUCAUUCCUGCCACGGCAUGCUGUCGAACGAGCUGCAGAACGUAGGAGCAUAAGCAGGCAAAUAAUAGAGCACAGCUCCAAUUUCCUAACACCAUUGGACUAUGGUGUACGAAAGCCUGUAGAACCAUGGACCAAAAUCACACAGAACCCAGUAAACGGCAUCGAGACUACUUUGGGAAGUAAAGUGGAAUUGGAAUGCAAAGCUAGUGGCAGCCCCCCACCGGAAAUUUUCUGGUUCACGGGGAGCGGCAGCUAUGAAGAUUUGGCCGCGUACGUGAAAGCCAGCACGCAUUCCUUGUAUGAUCCAUCUGAAGAGUGGAAAGGAGUGGCCAGAAUUAAUUCGAAACUCGUGAUAGAAUGCGUUACUCCAGAUGAUGCUGGAUUGAUCUACUGUGCGUCGGUUUCUGCGAGAGAGGUGAAGAUCUCUACUCCUACGGUGCUGCUGGUUAACCAUGAGGGUAGUACCGGCAACUGCAGUUCUGAGAGUGAUCCAAUAAUCACCCUUUACUCGCCAACAUUGGUAGCCAAUAUUGGAGCGACUGUUAUAUUGCCCUGCAGAGCAAGUGGAAAACCAACACCACAAAUCACUUGGUUGGAUAACUACAACGUACCUCUAAGCCUAUCAACUAACUUGCGACACAAAGUAUUGAGUAGCGGUGACUUAUUGAUAGAGGAACUCUUAUGGGAAGACAUGGGUGGCUAUACUUGUCAAGCCAAGUCUGAAAACCAACAACAAGUCGUCAGUACAUUCCUUUACCCUUUACGCCCUGAAAAGGAAGUGGCUCGAACAGUCAACUAAACAAUUGUCCCAAAAAUGAACCCAGUCAGUCCGAUCUCGGGCUAUCAUUGUAUGAUAUGCCGCAAUCUUCUUGCGCUAAAUUUCGCUCUUUGUUAGCGUUCAAAUGGUAUUGUUUUUUCAGUAUAAGCAUUAUAUAUAGGAUUAUACAUAUUACGAUACUGAACACAUGACAAUGCAUUUAAAAAUCAACGACGCUAUAUUUAGUAAUUAUUGAUUAAAACGCAGCCGCUAUUUUACUUAAAGUUCUAUAAUAGAUAUUAAGAUGCCAAAGAGUUUUUGUAUUUGAUUAUGAUAAAAAUUUAGCAAUUUUAAAGCGAUUUUUUAAAACUAUUUUAAUAUUUAAUUAUUAUCUAUACUGCGGUAUCUCUCGAAUGAGGUAUUAUAGUUUAAACGAAUUAUUUAUUUAUUGUAUAUGUACAUUGGAAGUGAAUUCAGUAGGCAAGCAUAACGGAAGAGAAGCUUUGAUUAAAGAGAAAAUCAACUGCUAAAUUCUAGAAAACUCGAUAGAAAAGAAACACGCUAAUCAUCCGACUUCGAUUUUUCUUUUACUUAUUACUUAUUAGUAUUAAUUAGUACUUUUUACUUAUUUUGAGUAUUUUAGUUUCUUAUUCGUUUGAAAUUAUCGUAAUCUAUUGCCUAUUAUGAACUGCUAUAUUUUUAUGUAUAAAUAAAUAAAUUUCAUUUCGUACAAUGUUUAUAAA
Frieseomelitta varia is the source of this 1765-nucleotide messenger RNA. RefSeq names its product neural/ectodermal development factor IMP-L2 (gene ImpL2). Gene Ontology annotation, molecular function: cell-cell adhesion mediator activity. Bases 120 to 1064 code for a protein of 314 amino acids. The transcript is spliced from 7 exons. Lineage: Eukaryota; Metazoa; Arthropoda; Insecta; Hymenoptera; Apidae. The record is from RefSeq and is a predicted model, not a curated record. Gene Ontology annotation, cellular component: plasma membrane; axon. Gene Ontology annotation, biological process: axon guidance; homophilic cell-cell adhesion; dendrite self-avoidance.